This is a messenger RNA of Cherax quadricarinatus, 839 nucleotides long. NCBI's taxonomy places the organism in Eukaryota, Metazoa, Arthropoda, Malacostraca, Decapoda, Parastacidae. The record is from RefSeq and is a predicted model, not a curated record.
AGAUGCUGUGAGUGAUUUGGCUCUUCAUCUUCUGGCCAAGCAAAAAAUAAUGGUUGUGAAAGACAUAGAACGUGAGGAUAUAGAGUUUGUUUGUAAAACUCUAGGAUGCCGACCAGUUGCUUCUUUGGAUCAUUUUACGCCAGAGUCCUUGGGUACAGCUGAACUGGCAGAAGAAAUUCAAACUGGUAGCAGCAAAUUUGUGAAAGUUACAGGAGUGCAGAACACAGGAAGAACUGUAUCAAUAUUGCUGAGAGGUAGCAAUAAGCAGGUUUUGGAGGAAGCUGACAGAUCACUUCAUGAUGCACUUUGUGUGAUUCGCUGCUUAGUUAAAAAGAGGUUCCUCAUUCCUGGUGGUGGAGCGCCUGAGGCAGAGUUGUCUGUCAAGUUAACACAGUAUGCACACACACUGAAAGGCAUGGAUGCAUACUGCUUCCGAGCCUUUGCUGAAUCACUGGAGGUAAUCCCAGGUAUAUUGGCUGAAAAUGCUGGUCUUAGCCCCAUCUCAACAGUUACUGAGCUGCGUAACAGACAUGCUCGUGGGGAAACGCAUGCUGGAAUCAAUGUUCGCAAGGGAAGUAUCAGCAACAUCAUUGAAGAAAAUGUACUGCAGCCCCUCUUAGUUUCUACCUCAGCCAUAACACUUGCUGCCGAGUGUGUUCGCUCAAUCCUCAAGAUUGAUGAUAUUGUGAACGUGAUCCGUUAGAAUCGGUCAACAGUGUCCUAUUUACAAUUUCUGUGUACCAAAAGUUGAACACUGCUGCUUUUUGUUUGAUUAGGAACCACUAGUUCUUGCAUGCAAUAAAUAAAUUAGAUAAAAAAAUGCUUGUAUUCAUAUAUCC